This is a messenger RNA of Amphiprion ocellaris (clown anemonefish), 4427 nucleotides long. It is a transcript of the gene hdac8, whose product is annotated as histone deacetylase 8. Gene Ontology annotation, molecular function: histone deacetylase activity. Bases 107 to 1243 code for a protein of 378 amino acids. The transcript is spliced from 11 exons. The record is from RefSeq and is a predicted model, not a curated record. Lineage: Eukaryota; Metazoa; Chordata; Actinopteri; Pomacentridae.
UGUAACACCACACUAGAGAAGGAGAAGCCGCCGCUCGGAUCUCUCGUCUGUGAAUUUGUUUUUAGCUUCAGUCUCAGUCAUAGUAUUUCUAAUUUCUCCACUGUAAAUGAGUUGCAGAGGGGACAGUGAUGAAGACAGCAGCAGGAAACGGAGGGUCUCGUAUGUUUACAGCCCGGAAUACAUCGAGACUUGCGACACUUUGUCCAAAGUACCAAACCGGGCGAGUAUGGUCCACUCACUGAUAGAAGCCUACGGACUGCUGAAACACAUGAGCGUUGUGAAACCUGAGGCGGCCACCAUAGAGGAAAUGGCCAAAUUCCACACAGACUCGUAUCUGGAGCAUCUUCACAAGAUCAGCCAGGACGGAGAUAACGAUGACCCCCAGUCAGUCGACUACGGCCUGGGUUACGACUGUCCAGUGGUGGAGGGCAUAUUCGACUAUGCAGCAGCAGUAGGGGGCGCUACACUGACAGCGGCUCAGUCUCUGCUGGACCAAAAGAGUGAGGUGGCCAUCAACUGGGCAGGAGGGUGGCACCACGCCAAGAAGGACGAGGCUUCAGGUUUCUGUUACGUGAAUGAUGCUGUGUUGGGGAUCCUCCGGCUAAGAGAGAAAUACGAGAGAGUCCUCUAUGUGGACGUUGACCUACAUCAUGGAGAUGGUGUGGAAGACGCCUUCAGCUUCACAUCCAAAGUCAUGACCGUCUCGCUGCACAAGUUCUCUCCUGGAUUCUUCCCAGGUACAGGAGACCUGUGUGAUACAGGGCUGGGUAAAGGCCGCUGGUACGCCGUAAACGUUCCGCUGGAGGACGGCAUCAAGGAUGACCGAUACUACCAGGUUUUUACCAGUGUGAUGCAGGAGGUGCGGGCACAGUUCAAUCCGGAGGCGAUGGUGAUGCAGCUGGGCGCCGACACCAUGGCCGGCGACCCCAUGUGCUCCUUCAACAUGACCCCUGUGGGGGUGGGCAAGUGUCUGCAGUACGUCCUGCAGUGGCAGCUACCUACACUGCUGCUGGGAGGAGGAGGUUAUAACCUGGCGAACACAGCUCGAUGUUGGACCUACCUGACGGCAGCAGUGCUGGGAAAGACUCUGUCUUCUGAAAUACCCGACCACGAGUUUUUCACAGAAUACGGACCAGACUACUCGCUUGAGAUCAGCCCGAGCUGUAGACCAGACCGCAACGACGCCAAACACCUGGACCAGGUCAUCAGCACCAUCAAAGGGAAUUUAAAGAAUGUGGUUUAGGAGUCGGCAGCCUCAGCCUCCUCCACACACACUCUCACACACACCCACACGCCAUGUUUCCAAACCAGGUCGACACUCGGCGGCUUUAAUGAAGACAAUAUGGAGUGGACCCCUUCGGCCCCGAGACACGGAGCGAACCAGGGAGGGAGGUUUUGGAAAACAUUAGCCGAGUGUUUCCAGGGGAAAACAGUUUAAUAAGGGGAGGGGAGGGGGGGCGAUGUGGUUGCUGAACAAUGUUCGCUGUUUUUAAUUCUUCGUUUUCCUGGGAAGAUGUGUGUCUUUGCGUGAAUGUGAGAGUUUAUAGUAUGUGCAGUGCGGCUACGUAAAGCUGAACGGCAGCCGAGUGUUUGGUAUCGAGGGAUGCAUCGGUCAGCUGUAUUAGACUAAACGGAAAAACAGAUUGUUCAGGGGUCCAGUUUCAGGGUCCUGCUGUGAUGAGCACUAAAACAGACAAACAGCCGUGUUCCCCAGACCUCGACCCUGAAAAGCAUGUCCAGAGAAACUUGGAAUGCUCACAAACAAGACAGUCUGGAAAAGUUUGGAAACUAGCCGGUUACACAUUUUAGCCACAUUCUAGUCUCCAGCCCUGAGCAAAAUAAAACAUCUGGACAACAUUUUGGAAUUUUAAAUGAAAAAUAUCCAGGGAAACUUCUUUGGACGGACAAUAACAAAGAUUGCAUGAUAUUUAGGGAGGAUUUAGAAAGAAACAGCAGCUUUAAACGGCUUGGCACCAACUGGACAAGGAGGUUCAGAAACCGGUUUCCUCAGGAGGACUGGAAAUGUUUGAAAGUCGUCUGCAGCUGUAGCGUUGUUCAAUCCAGAUUUGGUCAUAUCCAGAUUAGACUGUUUACCACUGCAGACACUUGCUGACCCGAAUCUUUUUGUAUGUUCCGACCGCAUGAUCUGCUUCUCUAGAACCAGUUUCAAGGACUUUUGGGGGAGAAAAGAAUCUGAAUCAGUCUUCUCAAACAUUACUAUCAGCGUUAUUAGAAUAGAAGCAGAUUAAGGGUCUGUUUUGGUAAAUGUUGAAGCCCCAAGUUCCUGCAGUGGAAACCAACAUGUAAAAGUAAAGAAUCCACACUGAUUUUAUAAAGUCCAGACAACAAAAGAAAAACAAAUCGCAUUUUAAGGUGUUCUGAAAUCUGAUUCCAAUCAGAUGGACACAUGUUGAUGUCAAACCCUGAGAACAGCAGUUUGUGUACAGAUGUUGUAGUAAAUUUCCAGUUGGCACGUUGGGGGCAAAGCUGGAAGGAACCUACAGCACCACCAGCAUAACUAUGUAGUUACCGACACCGACAUCUUUUACACAGCAGCCCAUACAGAUAGGAUGGUGAUGUUUGUAGAUGUGAGUCUGUCCUAAAAAUCUUAAAUGAGAAUCUCAGUGUUGCCAUCAGCUGUGGUUCCACAGCAUAUUGAAUGUGCAUUUUAAAGUAUCGCAUCAGUAAAGUUAAUGGAAAUGACAAAAUCUGAAUAAAGUUUCUUAAUUUUGCCCCCCAAAAAGUUUUUUUGUCUUUUUGAGUGAGAGUUAUUGAGCUUUAUAGGAGUUGGAAACAACUUUUUCACCAGUUUCGACAUCGACAUUCUUUUAAUGUCUUCAAUUCCCAACAGCAUAAAAUAUGGUCGUGACUAGCAAACAUGAAAGAGUAAUUACAAUUUUCCCCACUGAAAACAAUUAUUUUUAGCCAUUUUUCUCACCAUUCUUCUUUGUAUCUUUGUCUUUUUUUUUUUUGCAGUUGAUUGACUUCAAUUCCAACUCUAAGUAUAAGAUAGCCUGUAAAGUUUACCUUCUGAUGGCACUAUGAGUUUAAUUGUUACAAAUAAGUUGAUGGAAGUGAGCCAAAUUUAUAUGCUGUAUUUUUUUGUUUGUUCAUUGCUGCAUUUCAAAAGUUUGCAUACAUUUUUCUGUAAAAUAACACGGAAACACGACUAAUUUGUCAAAUUUUUGCAGCAUCAUGGCUCAUUUCAAUCACUAGAAUCUGUUGUGUAGCAAAAACUAUUCUUUAAUUAGAUCCUUAAGUCUAAUUAUUACCAUUAUUUGACUUUAUAUAUGCGUCUAAGCAUUGUUUUUGUUUCUGUAUUGUUCCUUUUUUAUUUUUUAUUUACAACUUUAAAUAAUUGCCUUCUUUUGUUAAAUACCACAACUGGUUUUGUAUUGGCAGACAAUAUGUGCAGCUCGUCUUUACACUGUUUCACUCUAAACAUUGGCUGAAACUUGGACAACAUGAGAGGAAACAGAAAACUUGAAACAAACAAACCUGGUCUUAACUGUAUUUUCUUGUAUAAAGCAGCUGUAUAAUGAUCACAAACAUCCAGCAGAGACUGUAAAUAUAUCUAGAAGUAAAGUUGCAUUCUUUCAGGGCUUUGAAAUCCCUUAACACCUCUAAAAAUAGAAGCAUUUGAUUACUAUUUCCAUGUGUGUAAAAGUCUGGUUGAAUCAGCUGUAGUGUUAGUGAUGUGGCAGAGCUUUAACAGCUGCACAUCAAACUGAACGUCGACCAAAAUCUUCAAAUCCUCCUUAAUGAAGCCGAGGUGGGAAUCUGACUUUGGAAAAACAAGCGACAUUUAUUAAGAAAUUAGACCUCAAGAAGUUUAUUUACUUUUCGAGGUGGUUAAAUUCAUCCUUUUAGACUUGAGUCCAAGUGAAAGGAUUCAGAAAUUACUGUAGAAAGCUUAUUUGCGACCACAGAAACAGUAUUUUUACAAAUAAAUCCCACUUUAAGGUCUCCUGAUUAGUUUUUAUAGGUGCUCUUAACUGCAUCUUGUGUUGGUUUUCUGUUGCAGGAUGUAAUAAAAAGUUCCUGAAAAGCUGAUAAAGUGGCUGUUGAGGUAAGAGUUUGUGUCAAACUACUAUAAUCAUGGUAAAUUUCACCCCUAAAAUCCACUAUUAGAAACUUUUAAAGAUUUAUAUGACAAUAGUUUGGAUUUUCCUGGAACUUCCUGCCUUACUUGCCGACAUCAUUAACAAGCUGUCAUCUGAGAAACAGACAGUUUUAAAGGUUUAAUUCUCACCAAACCGCAACCAUCUGACCAAGAUCCUCACAUUCACUGCUAGCAAACAUGAAAAGAAGUCACAGAAAGCUUAUUGGGGGAAGUUCAUCUGUCAAUAUGUUUGAAUGUUUUACCUUUUUUGUGUGUUUAUGCAUUUUCUAACUGUCGGUUUGUUGAAAUAAAAGACAGGAGAGCG